Messenger RNA from Cydia splendana, 1104 nucleotides. RefSeq names its product prion-like-(Q/N-rich) domain-bearing protein 25. The coding region runs from base 25 to 996 and encodes 323 amino acids. The transcript has 7 exons. The record is from RefSeq and is a predicted model, not a curated record. Lineage: Eukaryota; Metazoa; Arthropoda; Insecta; Lepidoptera; Tortricidae.
UCAGCACAUCCCGCCCCGGCCAUAAUGCACGCGCAGGCGGUGCUCGCGCUGGCCCUGUAUGUGGCCGCCAACGUUCAGCGGGCGAGCGCGCAGGCGCCGGAGAAACGGCGAACCGGCAACGUGUGUUCCACGGACCCCGAGUGCCCGGACAACGCGUUUUGUAAAUCGGGCACCUACUGCGUUUGCAAAGACGGGUUUAUUUACGCCGCGACCGAAAACGCCGAGAAGGCGUGCUUGAAGGUUGCAUCAUUCGGUGACCACUGUCAGCAGCACAUCCAGUGCCACACCAGUCUGGGUGUCCACUCCGAGUGUCUGCUGAACACCUGCUCCUGCAAGCCGGGCACACAGUUCGUCAACAACAGAUGUUAUAAGAUAGCACACAUUGGCGAACUAUGCGUAUCCGACGAAAACUGCUAUAUAGAGCAGGCAUUGCCCGAAGAGCAGGCGUUCUGUAUACGAGGCUUUUGCCAAUGUCAACUGCACUACAACCAACGAGACAAUGGGACACGAUGCGUACGCGACGCGAACCUAGGCGAAGCUUGUGAAGACGACGGGCAGUGCGCGGGAGUAGGCAUGGUGUGCAAAGGCACCUGCCGCUGCAAGGAGGGCUUCGCGGCGCAGAACGACACUAACGUCUGCCUGCAGUCCGUAGAAAAGAUCGGCGACAGCUGCGAAUACGACAUCCAAUGUGAGAACCUCUCAGGCUCCCGAGCCGUCGGUGCCACGAUGUGCCUGAACGGCGCCUGCUCCUGCGCGUACCACGCGAGGGCUGCCGGCACCCCGCCGCGGUGCUACGUCACGAGGCGCCCGGGACAACAGUGCCAUGCUGAUGAGGAAUGCCUGAGCGAGGACGACGAGCCAGGUUUCUGCCACCAGGGGCGCUGCACCUGCGCGGGCUGCGUACCAGACGCCCGCGACUUUGCCGACCACGCGUCCUCUCUCGCGCCCCUCCCCCUCUGCGCCGCCAUCUUGGCCACAGCCGCCAUCUUGGCUUGAACUUGAAUCUACAAUCGCUGUGCGGACUUUAACAAAGCUCUAUGGUCAGCUAAAGUUAAUAGUUAUUUGUUUUACAAGGGAGCAAAGUUGUUGUUUGAUUCAUCGUGU